Messenger RNA from Haemorhous mexicanus (house finch), 1962 nucleotides. RefSeq names its product zinc finger and SCAN domain-containing protein 20-like. NCBI's taxonomy places the organism in Eukaryota, Metazoa, Chordata, Aves, Passeriformes, Fringillidae. Bases 1014 to 1739 code for a protein of 241 amino acids. The record is from RefSeq and is a predicted model, not a curated record. The transcript has 4 exons.
GCGGGAGGAAGAGGAGGGAGGGAAGGAGGAAGAGGAGCGGGAGAAUCCCGCCGCUCGUACCGCCCGCACGCUGAGUGUGCAGCACCCCCUGCCCCGGGAGCAUCGCCCCCAGCCCCGAGCCGCAGGCUGCCUCCGAGAGCGAAGGGGAGAAGGAAGAAGCAGCAGUUUGUUUUCAGAAACUACACUCACUCCUCCACAUUCCAUCUCCUGGAUUGUUCUGCUGCCUUAAGGAGCUGGAACAGAGGCCAGACGGAGCUAAGAGGAAUAAAGUGAAUUUUUAUUCAAUUGCCUUCAAAGGCCACACUCUGGCAGUACCGGAGCCAUAGUGGUGUCUCUGCCCGGAUGGCUCCAAGACGGGAGCAUAAGAGGGCUCGGUCACAAGAUCUCAUAUUUUUAUAAGUUUUAGUCCAUUUGUAUAUAGGAGUUAACUGCCCAAUCAAUAGCUUCAAAUUAUGAAGUUUCAUCCUCCUUCCUUGCUUGCCCACCCUCCUCUUUUCAUGUUGUUUGCGCUUUGGGCCUGAAGUUUGAAGAGAUUGUCCUUGAGUCUCCAGCUAGAAUGGGAUUGUUUUGUCUUCACCACCCCGGGAAAAGAUCCCAGUAAUACUUAAUAUAAAGCUAAAAGCUGCACACCAAAACAGAACAGAAAAACUUAAAAUCUAAGGUAUCAGUUGUCUAUAAAUGGACAGACAGCAGGACAGAGCUCUCCUUUGCUUUUAGUUAGUUUUUAGCUUCCUGAGGCAGAGAAGUUCCCUGGACUGUGUUUUUUCUUUUUCUUUGGAGCUCUUUAAACCUGCUCUGGACUGAACACCCAGAACACCACUGGCAGCUCGCACCUGUGGUCCACCGGGCCGGUUCUGGGCCACGGCAUUUCCAGUGCCAGAGGGACUGAAAAGAGACUGAUCAGAGACUGAUCAGAGACUGAGUGAGCCGAGUUACAGCCCACGGAGGGACUUUCUGAGUUUGUCAUCUCUUUUGGAGUGGCAGAGGAUUUCCCAUUCCCAAACCUUGGCUGAAUGAAGGAGGAGAAGGCUAUGAGGAAGAGGAAGAUGCCCCAGGACACCCAGGCAGGGAAGGAACUGAGGAUGGAGACCAGGGAGGACCAAUGCCCGGGGCAGAACCUCAUGGAAGAGCCCAUUUUGGGCAGCUUCGCAGUGCAGGAAUCCAAUGGGGAGGAAAAGCCCCAGAGGUCCCAGAGGAGAAGGGACACCAAUCCCAGCCCAGGUUGCUCUGAGGGGGAAAUACCAGUCCUGGGCCAGGAAGGUGGACAGAGCUUCAGCCAGAGCUCAGAGCUGGUGGCCCAUGAGCAGCUUCAUGAGAGCAAGAGGCCCUUUGAGUGCUUGGAGUGUGGGAAGAGCUUCAGGAAGAGAUUCAACCUGAUCUGCCACCGGAGGAUCCACACUGGGGAAAGGCCCUAUGAGUGCUUGGAAUGUGGGAUGAGCUUCAGCCACAGGUCUGACCUGGGUGUCCACCAGAGGUUCCACACCGGGGAGAGGCCCUACGAGUGCCCUGAGUGUCAGAAGAGGUUUCACACCAGGUCCCACCUCCUUGUACAUGAGCGGAUUCACACAGAUGAGAGGCCCUUCCGCUGCCCUGACUGCGGGAUGGGCUUCAAACACAACUCCACCCUCGUCACCCACCGGCGCAUCCACUCUGGGGAGAGGCCCUACGAGUGUCCCCAGUGUGGGAAGAGCUUCUCAGACCGCUCGUUCUUUACCCGACACCAACGGAGGCACUGGUAAGGGAAGCCCUGCAAGAGCCCCGAGUGCGGGAAGAGCUUCGUGCACUGCUCCAACUCCAUCCCCAUCAGAGGUCCCACAUUAGUUAGAGCCCUGGUGAUCCACAUUCCCUUUGAUACGCAGUGGGAAGUGGUUGAUGUUCCUUUUUCUUUGCCUCUCAUUAUCUUUUGAUUUAUCUCUCUCCCUUCAAAACAUAGAAAAUUGGGGUAAAAGUCAACAAAUUCAA